GGAUUCUAUAACAUUUAUGAAAUGGAUAAAAGUUGGAUGAACAAGACUAGAACCAUUAUUGAAUAUAAGAAAGGAUUUAAGGAAUUUUCUGAAUUACCAUUUCGUAAUACAUCUUAUGAAAUUUUUUGUCUUUGCAUUCGAUGUGGUAAUUCUUCUUUACAAACAUAUAAAGAUGUUAAA
Molecule: messenger RNA, 180 nt
Organism: Dovyalis caffra
Lineage: Eukaryota; Viridiplantae; Streptophyta; Magnoliopsida; Malpighiales; Salicaceae
Source: the annotation of a GenBank genome assembly